AUGAAGUUCUCAAUCCUCCUCACCCUUAGUAGCUACCUCCUAGCCAUCUCCGCCCAAAACUUCGGAGAUGAACCUGCGUGCGCUAUCCCCUGCCUCCUCCCCGCCAUCUCCCUCGCCGGCUGCUCCCCCACCGACCAAUCUUGCCAAUGCGGCCCCGCGCAAGCCGCCAUCCAAACAGCCGCUACCCCAUGUCUCCUCUCCGCCUGUAACGUUGUUGAUCUAGCUGCUGCCGCUAGCAUCGGUUAUGCUCUCUGUUCCGCUUAUAGCGCCUUUGCCUCUGCCUCUGCCUCUGCGCUUAUCACUGGAUCUGUGACUACUGAAGCCGGAAGUGCUAGUGCUAGUGCUAGUAUACUGAGUUCGAGUGAUACCGGGGGUAUGGUUAGUAUACAAACUAAUACUGUCGUAUCUGGAAGCGUAUCUGGAAGUACAUCAAGCAACUUACUACCUUCCACUACAUCUGGAGGUAUUACAAGCAGCGCUACCACAACCGCUACCGCAACCACAACCACAAAUCCAGGGGGAUCGAUAAGUUCGACGAUUUCUUCAGCCAAAGAACCUAGUUCUACAUCUGCAUCAGCAUCUACCUCCAAGACAGCAACUUCGAAUGCAAAUACAUCAGCCACGAGUACGGCUGCAGCGAAUGCGGUGCCUACGAUUGGAAUCAAGAUGGUAGGAGGUUUAAUGGGAGCAGCUUUGGGGCUUGUGGGUAUUUUAUAA
Messenger RNA from Sclerotinia borealis F-4128, 717 nucleotides. The record is from the annotation of a GenBank genome assembly. NCBI's taxonomy places the organism in Eukaryota, Fungi, Ascomycota, Leotiomycetes, Helotiales, Sclerotiniaceae.